AUGUUAACCGAUUUUGCAGUUCGAAGAAAAGAUCGCAUCAUCUUUGUUGCUAUCUUUGCUCUAAUCGCAUUUUGGCUCCACCAUCGCGCCCAAGAACCCACACCCAUCGAGCCUCCAACCUAUAGAGCGCCCCUUGAAUUUGAAUCAUCGGGUUUUGACUGGACUCAUGCAAAGCAGUACUUUCCCGUUGAUUCAUUAACACCUCUGCCGAAGGGAAAGCCUGAAAAGCUUCCCUUGGUACAGCAUCAGUUUAGCAAGACUCACACGGAAGAUGCUACUACCAAGCAGCGUCGCGAAGCUGUUCGUGAAGCUUUUAUAAGAUCAUGGAAAAGCUACAAGGAUCAUGCUUGGCUUCACGACGAGUUAUCACCGGUGAGCGGCGGUUUCAAAGAUCCGUUCGGAGGAUGGGCAGCGAAUCUUGUCGAUUGCCUUGACACACUCUGGAUCAUGGACCUGAAAGAGGAAUUCUACGAAGCUGCUGCCGCCGCCGUGCGACUGGAUUGGAGUGUUACUACGGAGUCAGGAAUCAACCUUUUUGAGACUACGAUCCGGCAUUUAGGCGGUCUCCUUGGUGCAUAUGACUUGAGUAACGAGCCAGCGUUGCUGGAAAAAGCGGUGGAAUUGGGCAAUAUGUUAUACAUGGCAUUUGACACGCCGAAUCGUGUUCCUGGGUUUUGGCUUACUUUUGAAGACGCGAAGGCUGGAAGACAAGUCGCUGGUUCAGGGCCAACAUCUCUAUCACUUGAAUUUACUAGACUGUCUCAACUCACGGGGGACGAUAAGUAUUACGAUGCGAUAGAGCGUAUCAGACAACUUCUAGAGCGCACGCAAGAGCAGUCGCUUUUGCCAGGAAUGUGGCCGACCAUGGUCAAUUUUCGGGAGGGAACUGUCAAGGAAGAUAAUUCUUUCUCGCUUGGUGCCCUUGCCGAUUCGCUUUAUGAGUAUCUACCAAAAAUGGUAGUACUCCUUGGUGGACGCGAAGGUUCUGCGUCUUACGAGAAGAUGUAUCGAAGAGCCAUGGAUGUCGUGAUCAAAUACGUGCUAUUUAGACCCAUGCUCCCGGAGAAGGACAAUUUCUUGUUUGCGGGCACUACUUUCGUUCACCAAGAUGGGAUUCAUCUUGUUCCUGAAAUGCAACAUCUCACCUGCUUUAUCGGUGGAAUGUUUGCCCUUGGUGGUAAAAUUUUUGGGAUUGAUGAGCACAUCGACAUUGGAGAUCGUGUAGCCCGUGGGUGUGGUUGGGUGUAUCAAUCAUUCCCUACUGGAGUCAUGCCAGAAAUAUAUGCUCUCAUGGAAUGCCCCUCGCUGGAACCAUGCGAUUGGGACAACGAGAAGUGGCAAAUGGAAGGUGAUCAAUCCUUGACUCAUGGCUUCCGGCAUGCUCGAGACCCACGGUAUUUACUUCGGCCCGAAGCUAUUGAAAGUAUUUUCAUUAUGUAUCGAAUGCAAGGGAAGGAAGACCUGCGGGAAACGGCGUGGACUAUGUUUGAGAGCAUCAUGAAGUCAACUCAGACGCCUUUCGCAAAUUCAGCUAUCAGCAAUGUAACAGUCAGCGGUGAGACGGAGAAGGAGGACUCCAUGGAGUCUGGAUGA
Molecule: messenger RNA, 1593 nt
Organism: Sclerotinia sclerotiorum 1980 UF-70
Lineage: Eukaryota; Fungi; Ascomycota; Leotiomycetes; Helotiales; Sclerotiniaceae
Exons: 3
Coding region: 1-1593 (530 amino acids)
Biological process (GO): N-glycan processing; carbohydrate metabolic process
Cellular component (GO): Golgi membrane; endoplasmic reticulum
Molecular function (GO): calcium ion binding; mannosyl-oligosaccharide 1,2-alpha-mannosidase activity
Source: RefSeq, a predicted model, not a curated record